This is a messenger RNA of Diachasma alloeum, 1386 nucleotides long. RefSeq lists its product as uncharacterized. The transcript has 3 exons. The coding region runs from base 116 to 967 and encodes 283 amino acids. Gene Ontology annotation, biological process: cilium assembly. The record is from RefSeq and is a predicted model, not a curated record. Gene Ontology annotation, cellular component: non-motile cilium; centriole. Lineage: Eukaryota; Metazoa; Arthropoda; Insecta; Hymenoptera; Braconidae.
UGUUUCAUGGGGGUUGUGUAUGCUGUAUGUACAUAUAUUUUGUGAAAAACGCAGAAAUAAAGCUUUAAUUCGCACAUUGAAUAAUAGUGAAUAAAACUAAUAGUAAUUAAUCAAAAUGCCGGAGGUUAAAGAUGACCCUCGCAAGGUUCUGGCGCUUCUGAAUUCUUUGGGAUUUGUGGGUAUAACUGCGGAGCAGCUGAAGGCAUUUAUGAAGGAUUUAAAAAUGUAUCGAAAAAUUAAGGAACGUGAACGUCAGCAGUGGAAGGACGAAAUGAAACGAAGGAUCCUUCAGAAGCAAAGGGCAGAAUUAUCGAAAUUAUUAACCAGGACUUCGAGUCCAGAUAUUCCACAAGAAGCUGACGAUUCUGUCGUUGAGAUAAAAAUUCAAUGCGUCUCUGACAGUGACAAGAACAACAAAGUCGAGAGUGAAGUUACCAAGAUUAUGACCCGUAAAACACGACCCCUCGCGAACAGGGAAAGGACUGCUCCAAUUAAUCCAGUGGACGUGGACGUGAGUAAUAGAUCAAGAAAUAGGAGUAGAACAAUUGAUGAAGUGAAAACUUCUCACAACGUGAGAAAUGUGACACCUGCACGGCCUGCAAGUGCUCCAGACCUAUCAAGACCAGAACCAAGAGCAUCUAGAUCUAAGAGUUCUUCCUCUGAACCCUCGAAGGUGCAGGGAUCCCCUAGGAAUCCAUCACGAUGUUCCUCUCGAUCACAAACCAAGUCAUUCAUUAGACCUUGGAGGUUAAAUCCUGAGUCUCAACGUUUUCCACAAACUACUAAGUCGGACCCAGUGACUCUUUACCAAAAUUAUCAAAAAGAAUGGAAGCAAAUCUCAUUUCCUGGAGAGAAUCGACACGCAGAUAUUCGAUGGGCAGUAAGAGAAAAGAUGUUAGGCACUGAUCCAACUCCAAGGCCAAUCCUCAAGAAGUCCUGUAGUACACUCAAUGUCAAACGAAGAUGACGCUUCAAAUAUUUGUUCGAAUAGUGUUAAUAAAUAAUCAGUCAUUUCUUUUGUAAUUAUAAUGGAACGAACGAAAGCACAAUCCGUGAAGAUUUCAUUAGUAAUUAUUAGAUAAUACAUAUUUUUACAUUUAAUGAUCAGUUUUAUCAUUGAUCGGCCUUGAAUUUCCUUAUGAAUUCGUGGUUGUCAGGUCUGUGCAAGUGGUGCAGUAAUUUAUCCUCUAUUCGACGAGCUGCACGCUCUGUUAAGACGAGAGUAUCAUGUUUCAACAUACUGUAGACGUUUAAACCUACGAACAGAAUAAAAGAUUGUGGUUUCAGGAGAAUGACAUCGUUUUAAUCAUUGACAAAAUUCAAAAUAUGUAAAGGAAGUCGAAAAAGGAGAUGAGUUUGAAAAUUAAAUGCAGAUUAUUUAGAAAA